Messenger RNA from Selaginella moellendorffii, 960 nucleotides. RefSeq names its product trihelix transcription factor ASIL2-like. The coding region runs from base 1 to 960 and encodes 319 amino acids. Lineage: Eukaryota; Viridiplantae; Streptophyta; Lycopodiopsida; Selaginellales; Selaginellaceae. The record is from RefSeq and is a predicted model, not a curated record. The transcript has a single exon.
AUGGGAAUGCGCAGCAGCGGCAAGGAAAUGCUGGCCUCCUCGAUGCCGCCGGCGGAUGAGUGGAGCGAUGUAGCGGUCAGCACGCUGCUGGAUUGCUACAACGACAAGUACAUCGAGCUCAAUGGGGGAAGCAUUGGCACCAAGGGAUGGCAGGACGUGAUCUUCAAGCUCAAUUCGGUGUGCGCGCAAGGCAAGCCCGUCUACAGCUACCGGAGAUGCAAGAACAAGCUGGACGUGAUGAAGAGGAGGUUUAAGAUUGAGAGAGACCGAAAGGCGACCAACGGAGGGAUCUCGGAUUGGCCGUGGUUUCAAAAAAUGGAGGAGAUCGUUGGUCGAAAUCCUAGGCUAGGAGCAGCGGCCGCACUUGUUACUGGGACGAUUGGAAAUCACUUCCACCAGCAGCAGCAGCAAAAUCACCACCACCAGCCGCAAACUCAUCCUCCUCAAGUACAACCUUCUACUCUUCCACUACUCCACCAUCACCAAGAACCUGACGAGCAAGGUUUGGUUGGAAGUGGAGUUCUCAACUCUAAACAGGACCAUCGGUUUGGAUCAUCGUCGUUGCAAGCCGCUGCGCAGCACGUCCAAGACGAGAUAUCAGGUGGCCAACUUUUGUCCGACCAGCAGGACGAUAACGACGAUGAUGACGACGAUUGCCAGGCCAGGAACAGCAGCAAAGCGUGCAAGAAGCGGAAAAAAGGUAGCGCCUGCGGUUCUAAUCCGUUGCGUCAUGCCAAAGAGAUUGCUCGUAUCGUGACUGAAGCUCUUGAAAGGAUGGAACUGAAGAGGCUGGAAGUGAUGAGGGAGCUGGAGUUGAAGAGGAAUGAAACUCAGCUCCAGAUCGCGAGGAUGAUCGUAGAAAGCAACGCUAGGCUACAGCAGCAGCAGCAACCACAACAACAUAAUCGCCAGCCUUCGACUUCGUCAGAUCCACAUUCUUACGUGGAGCAGGAGCACUAA